UUUCUCGGGGCUCAGUUCCUUUCGUGCAAUUGACCAGCUCAGACAUCCAUCGUUUGAGAGGAUCAGACAGCUAUGGGCUUUAUGAAGAUUAUCUUAAACGUGCUACUGUUGGUUAGAUUUUGGUGCAUCGCUGAAGAGCUGGAACUCGUCUACCAAUGGGAUCAGUUAAGUUCCGCUGUUAGUUCUGAGCACAACGAUAUUUUAUUCGAUGCCCAGCAGUCUACAACGCAGUACAAUGAAAGUUUCAACGCCUAUGGGAAUCUCCCGAUGGGAGUCAGUCAUCACAAGGGUCGUCUGUUCGUCACAGUCCCCCGAAGACGACCCGGAAUUCCUGCUACGCUCAACGUAAUCAACAUGGGAAAAGUUACAGAGGUGAACAACCCGACUCUGUUGGGCUAUCCGGAUUAUUUGACCAAUACUUUGCACCAAGAUUACUCGGCCGAUCCGAAGCGAAUCAUAUCGGUAUAUCGAACAAAGGUUGACAAAUGCGAUCGUCUGUGGUUCGUGGACACCGGCUACCUUGAAUAUCCGGGAAAUCGACGCCAGGUCCAGCGGCCAGCGCUUUGGGUCAUUAAUUUGAACACAAACCGUCGGGUGCGUCGGUUCGAGAUUCCCAAAGAGAUCGUGGAGUUUGGUUACGGAAUGCCGAACCUGGAGAUCGACGUCGAACCGGGCAAGUGCGACGAGGCUUACGCGUACAUCGCAGACUACCAGUGGCAAGGUCUGUACGUGUACGGGUUGGCCGAGGACCGGAUGUGGCGCUUCAAGCACAACUUUUUCUCGUUCGAACCACGAUACGGACGGUUCAACAUCGCCGGACAGCAGUUUGUGUGGAACGACGGAUUGUUUUCGUUGGCUGUGGGAGCCCGAAACAAAGACACCGGAGAUCGUUCCGUUUAUCUGCAUGCGAUGGCGGCGAUCAGCGAAAUUGUUGUGCCGAAUAGUGUGCUCAAGAAUGAAACUUUGUCGCGAUCUGGCGAGGAUCAUUAUGCGGAGCGUUUCAAGCACAUGGGUUCGAGAGGUCCGAAUACACAAAGUUCGAGCCAUGCGUUUGAUGAGAAAACGGGAGUCUUGUUUUACGCUGAAGUAAACCGGAAUGCGAUUGGGUGCUGGAACAGUGCGCAGGAGUUUCACGCCGAAAACCAUGGGAUUGUGCACUUGGACAAUGAGAAUAUGAUUUAUCCAGCUGAUUUGACGAUCGACAACGACAGUGUCCUGUGGGUCAUCUCGAACCGGCUUCCGAUUUGGAUCUACUCCAAGCUCAACACAACCGAUUUCAACUACCGCAUCUGGCGCCAAUCCACGGAAAAGUCCAUCGACGGAACGAUUUGCGCAUAACGCGCAGGGGCCUUCUUUCAAAUUCUUAUCACAUGAAACGUGCCUGGUGUAAUGAGUCAGAAGAGUUUAGUUUAUAUUCAGUACAGACUUUUAAGAAGAAAUUUCUCUAAAAAAAAUCUACGCGCUCACAAUAAGUGUGAUUUUGUUUGAGAUGUAUCCGGCUAUCUGUGGCUAGUUUAAAUUGAUUCCUCUAAACGUUGUUCGUAAAAUGAUCUAGUAUAAAAAUAUUGGUUGCUCUAGGUGUGUGUUUUGUUACUUAUGCAUUGAAAAUUGAAUAUUUAUUUCUACUCGUUUGUCUCAAAAUACUUUCGCCAGAUUUGAUAUACUUAUGGCUCCACAUAGUACGUAUAGUUUUCUCGACAUUUUUUACAGCAACUAUUGAUAUAGGAAAGUAGUAAAUUUUGCACUUACCUCGGAAACGACGCAGAUUGAAUCCAUCCAAAGUGAUCAGUACUUGCUUAUUAGAGUCUAUGUAUAUUCACCGUUUACUAGUACAGCCUUUCGAGUUUCUUUGAUUUGUAUUGUAAUUAGUUAGUGUGCCUAAAAAUCAUUCCGAUUUGAGAGUUCACGGGCCGAUAAAAUCGAUAUAAUUUUGAAAUAAUCCGUUUUGUCUAAAUUUUUUGCUAAAUUCUUCGUACGCGGCCAGGUUGCACAUAAUCCGGAGAAAAUAUAUGCGUCUAAAACAA
Molecule: messenger RNA, 2024 nt
Organism: Culex quinquefasciatus (southern house mosquito)
Lineage: Eukaryota; Metazoa; Arthropoda; Insecta; Diptera; Culicidae
Product: L-dopachrome tautomerase yellow-f2
Exons: 4
Coding region: 73-1338 (421 amino acids)
Cellular component (GO): extracellular region
Source: RefSeq, a predicted model, not a curated record